AUGUACCUGAUUUACGGCGAAACCAGGCAAGUUUCUACUCGAGGCAUAGUGUCAUUAAACGCAAGGUUGGCUGCAAGAUUGUAUGCGGAACGGUAUCCAGACCGUGUACAUCCGACAUAUGAGGUGAUUAAACGAUUGGAUUCUGCCUACAGGGAGGGUAGAAUACCUGGAACUCGAGGUUCUCAAUCUGGGAGACCGCGAACAAUUGAGGACGACAUCGUGCUACAGGAACGCGAAGAGGAGCCCUCGACUUCGGUUCGUAUGAUACAAAGCCGCACUGGAAUAACGAAAUCAUCGGUUUAUCGUAUUUUAAAAAAAAGGUAUCAGUUUCACCCAUACCACAUACAAAGAGUGCAAACUCUCCUUCAGGGUGAUUAUGUAAAACGAGUGCUGUUUUGCCGACGAAUGCUGGAGCUAAAUAGGCAAGAUCCCGACUUUUUUCAUAAAGUUUUGUGGACUGAUGAGUCUCAGUGCAGAAGGGACGGAUACCUUAACCUGCACAAUAUUCAUAGUUGGCAGUUAGAAAACCCGCAUGAAACUAGAGAAGACCGUUCACAAUACAUGUUUAAAAUCAAUUUAUGGACAGGAAUCUUCAAUGGUUCAAUAUUAGGACCAGUAGAACUACCUCCGGCAUUAAAUGGUGAAAACUAUUUGGCAUUUCUUCAACACCAAUUGCCAACGCUCCUAGAGGAUGUGCCACUACAAACACGGGCAACGAUGUGGUACCAAAACGACGGUUGCCCAGCACAUUACGCUCGAGACGUUCGAGCCUAUCUUGACGAUAGGUUCCCAGGAAGGUGGAUUGGGCGAUUAGGGCCAAUCUUAUGGCCCCCGAGAUCCCCUGACUUAAAUCCUUUGGACUUUUUUAUUGGGGUUGUCUCAAGGAUAAAGUGUACCUAA
Messenger RNA from Parnassius mnemosyne (clouded apollo), 900 nucleotides. The record is from the annotation of a GenBank genome assembly. Lineage: Eukaryota; Metazoa; Arthropoda; Insecta; Lepidoptera; Papilionidae.